Huiozyma naganishii CBS 8797 is the source of this 2019-nucleotide messenger RNA. RefSeq names its product Fmp40p (gene FMP40). The record is from RefSeq and is a predicted model, not a curated record. Bases 1 to 2019 code for a protein of 672 amino acids. The transcript has a single exon. NCBI's taxonomy places the organism in Eukaryota, Fungi, Ascomycota, Saccharomycetes, Saccharomycetales, Saccharomycetaceae.
AUGACAGAAAGGAAGACAAUCUUGCAAACGAUAAAGUUGACUGGGUCAUCGAAAAUACUGCAGAAGUUGACCCCUGAUCAAAAAAUCAACAGUCUACGCAAAGCUAUAGACCUUUACCAACAGAACAACGAAAAGGCUUUGAAACUAUUCCAUACACCACAUAUAGUAACCAAGGGAUCGCACUUCAGCUACAAUAUCCCUGAGCGGCGUGCCAACUACAAACCGUUGAUAGUGUCUGAAAAGGCACUCUAUGAUCUCAAUUUGCUUAGUGAUGAGACUGGUAUGAAAUUGUUUAGUGGGCAAGAGGUGUACUGUUCAGUGGAAAAGAAUAUAUUUCCGUAUAGUCUUGCCUACGCUGGGUUCCAAUUUGGUGAGUUUGCUGGACAACUCGGGGAUGGCAGAGUUGUUAACCUGUUCCAACUGCAGGAUCGGAUGGACCAAACGCAAACUUUGCAACUCAAGGGGAGUGGGAUGACCCCAUUUUCAAGGUUUGCUGACGGGAAGGCCGUUCUGAGGUCAAGCAUACGAGAGUUUAUUAUAAGCGAGUGUCUAUACCACAUUGGAAUCCCAUCGACAAGAUCACUGCAGCUGACUUUGCUCCCGGGAACUAAAGCUAUGAGGAGUAGCUUAGAGACAUGUGCAGUGGUUUGUAGAUUUGCUCCAAGCUGGAUCCGCAUUGGGAACUUUGAUUUGUUCAGAUGGAAGGCGGAUUUGCCCGGAUUGGUUAAACUGGCUGACUAUUGUAUAGAGGAUGUGUUCCAAAAUUUUAUGAAUUCAAGUAAUGGCGUUUCCUUGACUGUAUUUGGCAAGGACUUUUUUCCAGAUGAGGAUCAGCAAAAAAAUAUAACCCCAACGAUAAAGCAAUCAGACGACAAUACCCCUCUGAUAGAAGAUCAGUCAAAAUAUGACCAGUUUUUCAGACACGUAGUAAAUCUGAACGCAGAGUGUGUAGCACACUGGCAAGCAUAUGGAUUUCUAAAUGGUGUUUUAAACACGGACAACACUUCUAUUUUGGGGUUAUCCAUCGAUUUUGGACCCUUCAACUUUUUGGACAAGUUUCAACCAGACUUUACCCCCAACCAUGACGAUUACGCCAAGAGGUAUUGUUUUGCGAAUCAACCUGGUAUUAUGUGGUGGAAUUUAGCGCAACUUGCUCAAGCGUUGGCUAUUUUAAUUGGACCUGGUGAAACUUUUUUACAAAAAGUAUUGGAAGGUGGCUUCGAAGGUUUGGAUAAGGAUAUGGAGGGGAAAAUAAUUCGAAGGGCGAAUGAGAUUAUUAGAUGUUGUGGGAACGAGUACAAGUUUCGAUUUACAACAAAAUAUGCGGAUAUUAUGGCGAAAAGACUGGGAAUUGAUCUGAAUAUUGAUUUUAAAGACUGCAAGGAUGCAUCCAGUGUCGAACGAACUGCAGAAGUAGUUAGAGAAUUUUGUUCUACUUUUGUUGAACCAUUGCUUGAAAUUUUACAGAGAACUCAAAUUGACUACAACAUGUUUUUCGUUCGUUUGCAGAAUUUCACUGGAUCUAUUACAUCAUCCGAUAGUGUAAACUCGAUGAAGGGUCUGUCAACUGCCUACCUGGAACUAUUUUUCGACGAAAAACAACUAGCCAUAUUGAAAGCGCAGAAUUCAUAUCCUAUAGAUGCUGCAAAGGAGCACCUAGAUGAUACCCUGGAUUUGGUUAUAGAAUGGACGGAAGCAUAUCAAGCACUAAUCCCCAAUCCGGAGGAAAAAAUCAAGAUUUCGGGAAAGGUCAAUCCUCUCUUUACACCACGAAGCUGGAUCUUUAAUCAGGUAAUUGAUGAUCUUGUAGUGCGGCAGAAAGAUCUACUGGACGACCCUAAGGCGAAGCUGGAUACAUCCCUGUUACGGAAGCUCUGUUUGAUGAGCAGUAAUCCGUAUGAUGCUUCCCAAUGGGAGCCCGAGGUCAGGCCUGAUCUCGUUGAACAGUGGAGUUCAAAUUCCCACCAUAACCCUGAGACUACCUCACAAUAUAUGCAGCAGGCUUCCUGCUCUAGUUAA